AUGAGCGACGAGCAAGUGAAGGAGAAACGAUUCAGUUGGGUUUUGAAAAGAUUCUCUUUUUCGCAAGAUGAGAUGUUCUACUCUCGCCCCUUCGUCGUCACAGGCUGCAAUUGGCGUAUUCUUGCUUGUGCCAAGGGAGAUAGGAAUGGGUAUUUGUCUGUGUAUCUUGAACUUGUGGAUCCUGCAUCUUUGAGCUCUGGAUGGAGAAGACAGGUGAAAUUUCGCCUCACGCUUGUGAAUAAGAUUCGGAAACAAUCGACCAAAGUAUGUGGUAGUGCCAAAGCUUUCUCCUUUGCUUGUUUGUGGAUGGUAGCAGAAGGAAAAUGCUGGUUCGAUGCAAGUGAUUACAGUUGGGGUUUUAAAGAGUUUUUGCCUCUUUAUAAACUUCAUGCUAGAGGUAAUGGAUUUCUGGUGAGAAACAAACUCAUUAUUGUCGCUGAGGUACAGAUUCUUUCAGCUAUUGUUGUGCCAGAGGAAACUAUGAAGGUAACUGAACCUCUAAGAAGCAAAGAAAGAAACCAAGCUGAUGAUGUGUCUGUCGAGGAUACAGAUGCAUCCGAAGAGGAUCCAGAUGAUGAUGAUGAUGCUAUAUCUCCUGUUUUAGAUGAUGGAGGCAGGGACAGAUGUCCUUUGAACCAACCGAAUGCAUGUAAGACUGCUUCUCAUGCAGUAGGAAAUCGUGGUGGUAUGAGUGGUAAUGAUGUGGCAGUUUCCAGUGUGGAUAAUGAUGAUGGUACAGCUGAAGAGGUUCUAGAUGAUGGUUCAUCUCUUAUUUUGAAUGACAGAGUUAGAGAUAUUAGGUCUCUGCACCAAUUGAAGUCCUUGGAGGACGCCUCGCAGACAGUUGAAAAUGGUGCUUUAGGGAGUAACAGUAUGUCAUCUGUUACUGAGACUUCAAAGAUUGUGAUCAAAGAGAUUCAACCAGUGAAGGAAAUCAUGGAUGUCAAUGGUUUUCAGGUUUCUUCUUCACAGGUAGAAUCAGUGAGCCUUAUCUUCGAAAGACACCCGGACAUUGCAGUAAGCUUCCGUCCUAAGAACCAUCAGAUCAGGAGGGCGUACAUAAAUGCACUCCUUAGCCUCAUCGAGACACUUUGCCAGUCACCAGAGAAGCUCUCUGAAGAUGAUCUGAGCAAUGCAGAAGAGACACUGGGUGAUUUGAUUGAUGCUGGCUUUAAACUGGAUUGGCUGAAGAAGAAACUAAACGAGGUAUCUGAAAAGAAGAAGAAGGAACAGAGUAGUGUUGCCCGGAUACAAACAAUGGAGGAACAGUUGCAGAAGCUGAAGCUGAUGUUCUUGGAUCUUGAAGCUCAGCUGCAGAAGGAAAAAGCGGUUGUUUUGGCUGUGGUAGCUCCUCUCUCUUUCAAUGAUGUUGUUUGCUGA
This is a messenger RNA of Arabis nemorensis, 1380 nucleotides long. The record is from the annotation of a GenBank genome assembly. NCBI's taxonomy places the organism in Eukaryota, Viridiplantae, Streptophyta, Magnoliopsida, Brassicales, Brassicaceae.